GGAGGCUGCAGAGCCGACAGGCUGGAAAACCAUCAAUCUGAACGAUCGGUCCUGAUCAGAACCAGAACCAGAACCAAUAGAGAGAAAAUCAAGCUCUUAAAUGUCAAGAUUUUUCAGAAGCAGUUUGUUAGAAAAUGCAGCAAAGUCAUUUCUACAUUUAAUUAAAAUAUUGUAGAGUUAAAAGUCUGUGUGACAGAUGAACCUCGACCCAAACUGAGGAACGAGGAAACAUUCCUGCAGUGAAGAACGAGGGAACAUUCCUGCAGUGAGGAACGAGGGAACAUUCAUGCAGUGAAGAACGAGGAAACAUUCCUGCAGUGAAGAACGAGGAAACAUUCCUGCAGUGAAGAACGAAGGAACAUUCCUGCAGUGAAGAACGAGGGAACAUUCCUGCAGUGAAGAACGAGGGAACAUUCCUGCAGUGAAGAACGAGGGAACAUUCCUGCAGUGAAGAAAGAGGAAACAUUCCUGCAGUGAAGAACGAGGAAACAUUCCUGCAGUGAAGAACGAAGGAACAUUCCUGCAGUGAAGAACGAGGAAACAUUCCUGCAGUGAGGAACGAGGGAACAUUCCUGCAGUGAGGAACGAGGGAACAUUCCUGCAGUGAAGAACGAGGGAACAUUCCUGCAGUGAGGAACGAGGGAACAUUCAUGCAGUGAAGAACGAGGAAACAUUCCUGCAGUGAGGAACGAGGGAACAUUCAUGCAGUGAAGAACGAGGAAACAUUCCUGCAGUGAAGAACGAGGGAGCAUUCCUGCAGUGAAGAACGAGGAAACAUUCCUGCAGUGAGGAACGAGGGAGCAUUCCUGCAGUGAAGAACGAGGAAACAUUCCUGCAGUGAAGAACGAGGGAGCAUUCCUGCAGUGAAGAACGAGGAAACAUUCCUGCAGUGAAGAACGAGGGAACAUUCAUGCAGUGAAGAACGAGGAAACAUUCCUGCAGUGAAGAACGAGGGAACAUUCAUGCAGUGAAGAACGAGGAAACAUUCCUGCAGUGAAGAACAAGGGAACAUUCAUGCAGUGAAGAACGAGGAAACAUUCCUGCAGUGAAGAACAAGGGAACAUUCCUGCAGUGAAGAACGAGGGAACAUUCAUGCAGUGAAGAACGAGGGAACAUUCCUGCAGUGAAGAACGAGGGAACAUUCCUGCAGUGAAGAACGAGGGAACAUUCCUGCAGUGAAGAACGAGGGAACAUUCAUGCAGUGAAGAACGAGGAAACAUUCCUGCAGUGAAGAACGAGGGAACAUUCAUGCAGUGAAGAACGAGGAAACAUUCCUGCAGUGAAGAACAAGGGAACAUUCAUGCAGUGAAGAACGAGGAAACAUUCCUGCAGUGAAGAACAAGGGAACAUUCCUGCAGUGAAGAACGAGGGAACAUUCAUGCAGUGAAGAACGAGGGAACAUUCCUGCAGUGAAGAACGAGGGAACAUUCCUGCAGUGAAGAACGAGGAAACAUUCCUGCAGUGAAGAACGAGGGAACAUUCCUGCAGUGAAGAACGAGGAAACAUUCCUGCAGUGAAGAACGAGGGAACAUUCCUGCACAACAGAAACAGAAACUCAGAAACAUCUUCCAGUAAACGGCAAGUUAAAACCUGUUUGGAACUCAGCAGGUUUUUAACUUUUUGUUGGAAACGUUUGAAACAAACCAGCUAUAAAACUUAAAGCCUCCAGGCUAAAAGAGGCCAAAGCUUAAAAAACUUUCUGUUCAGGAAUGAAGGAGGGAGGAUCAGCUGAUCACACCUGUGCUUUGAGAGGGGGCGGAGCCUCAGGUGGGUCGGGUUCAAGUUCUGGAGAAUCAGGUCUGGUUCUCCAGUCGCUCCGACUCGGUUUGUGUGAACAGAAGGAGAAGCAAAGAUCUGAUCAGGUGAUUUACACUCAGAGGUUCUGGUUGGGUUCUGACACUGGUAAACGGACCUGGUGGAGCUCAGAGACAGAAAUGAAUGAACUCCAACAAAACUAUGAGGAAACUGAAGCUCCACGCCUUUCCUCAGAACUGAUCUGGAUCAGAACCGGUUCAGCAGCAUCUGGAUCAGCCAAUCAGCAGUGGAGUUUCCUCCUGUGUGUCUCUGCUGGUUCCAGUAGAAACGCUGAUCUGGUGUCAGAGGUGAUCCGCUGCUGGGAUCUGAUGGAAGCCUCUCUGUGGUUCUGAGAGGAAGAUGAUGAUGAUGAUGAUGAUGAUCCUCCUGCUCGUUUCCCAGCAUGCUCUGGGUGGAGUGGUGGAGGUUAAUGAGGGGGCGGAGUCUGUCCUGCUGCCCUGCGUUUACUCUGAUAAACUACCUGAUGAUCCGUUCCUCAUCUGGACUCGCAGUGAUCUCAGUCCUAACUCCGUCCACCUACGGAGAGAAAACGGUGACGAUCUUAAGAACCAGAACCAGCGUUUCAGAAACCGGACCUCCAUGAAUCCUGACGCUCUGGAUACUGGAAACUUCAGCCUGACUCUGAGGAAACCUCAGCAGUCUGAUGGAGGAAACUACACCUGCAGCAUCUCUGGUGGAAGGGAAGAACUGAACCUGAAACAGAUUCAUCUGAAGGUCAAAGUUGAUCAGCAGGAGGUCGAGGUCACUGAAGGGUCAGAUUCUGUCAUCCUGCCCUGCAGAACAUCAUCCCACCUUCCUGAGGACACAUCAGUGGAGUGGACCCGGUCAGAACCAGAAUUUAUGAUGGUUCACAGCAGCAACCAAAGAAACCAGGACGGUUUUUACCGCGACCGAACAGAGAUGGACAAAGACUUCCUGAGGACCGGAGACGUCAGCCUGACCCUGAGGAAUCCCAGAGACGGAGACGAUGGACGCUACGUCUGCACCGUCUACAGAGACCAGGACGUCCUGAGACACACUGUGGUUCUGAAAUAUGUAAAGAAAGAACCCUUUCCAUCCUGGGCCACAGCUCUGCUGGUUCUGCUGGUUCUGGUUCUCAUCGUCUCUGCAGGCGUUUUAUAUCAUUUUAAAGAUUAUUUCCUGCCAGCUCCACUGAAGGUGGAUCCAUGGGUGAAGUCUGUCCUGCUGCCCUGCAGAACCAGCGUCUACCUUCCUGGAGGCUCUAGAGUGGAGUGGAGGGACGGAGAGAACAGGACGGUUUGUGUGUAUCCGAACGGUUCUGAUGAUCCUGAAGAACAGAACCUGACCAGCAGCAACAGAACCAGGAUGGGUAAAAACCCACUGAAGACUAAAGACCUCAGUCUGACUCUGGAACGCCCCUCAGUGGCAGACAGCGGGAUCUACACCUGCAGAGUCAGGAAAGGAGUCACCCUGAUGAUGAAACGGGUUCAUCUCCAGGUCAAAGAUAUUGUUGGUCUGUAUCAGCCUGACCUUAAAGAGUUUCUGAAGAAGAAGUUCCAGAGUCUCUCUGAAGGCGUCGCUGAACCUGGAAAUCAAACCGUUCUGAACCAGAUCUACCCAGAGCUCCACAUCACAGAGGGGUUAACUAGAGAGGUCAACCAGGAACAUGAGGUCAGACACAUUGAAACAGCAUCCAGGAAACAAGAAACAAUCAGAAGAGAAAACAUCUUUAAAGUCCCACCUGGAAGAGAUGAACCAAUCAGAACAAUGAUGACCAUGGGAGUGGCUGGCAUUGGGAAAACACUGUUAACACAGAAGUUCACUCUGGACUGGGCUGAAGGCAAAACCAACCAGAACAUUGAUUUCAUAUUUCCAUUCACUUUCAAAGAGCUGAAUUUGCUGAAAGAAGAAAAGUUCAGCUUAUUAGAACUGAUUCAUAAAUUAUUUUCUAAAACCAAAGAAAUCAGCAGCUUUGAAACGUUUCAGGUUCUGUUCAUCUUUGAUGGUCUGGAUGAGAGUCGACUUGGUCUGGACUUCAACAACAAUCCGAUCCUGACUGAUGUUACAGAGUCCAGCUCAGUGGAUGUUCUGCUGACAAACCUCAUCAGGAGGAAACUACUUCCCUCUGCUCUCCUCUGGAUAACCACACGACCUGCAGCAGCCAAUCAGAUCCCAGCUGAGUGUGUUGGCAUGGUAACAGAGGUCAGAGGGUUCACUGACCCCCAGAAGGAGGAGUACUUCAGGAAAAGAUUCAGAGAUGAUGAAGAGAAGGCCAGCAGGAUCAUCUCCCACAUCCAGAAAUCAAAAACCCUCCACAUCAUGUGUCACAUCCCAGUUUUCUGCUGGAUCACUGCUAAAGUUCUGGAGAAUGUGAUGGAGACCAUAGAGGGAGGAGAGCUGCCCAAGACCCUGACUGAGAUGUACAUAGAGUUCCUGGAGGUUAACUUCACAAUCAAGGAGGAAAAGUAUUUUGGAAAAGCUGAAGAAGAUCCAGAGAACAUAAAGCUGAUUGAGUCUCUAGGAAAACUGGCUUUUGAGCAGCUGCUGGAGGGAAACCUGAUCUUCUAUGACAAAGAGCUCAAAAAGUGCGGCAUCAACAUCAAAGAUGCUGCGUUGUCCUCAGGAGUGUUCACUGAAAUGUUUAAAAGAGAGAGAGGGACGCGCAACAUCUCCAUCUAUUCCUUUGUUCAUCUGAGCAUCCAGGAGUUUCUGGCUGCAGUCUACAUGCUCCACUGUUUCACCAGCAGGAAGUCAGAGGUGAUCAAGACGUUUCUGGGAGAAGAUAACAGAGAAACAUCUCUAGAUGAGUUCAUGGAGAAAGUCAUGGAGAAAUCCCUCCGCAGUGAAAAUGGCCACCUGGACCUGUUUGUCCGCUUCCUUCAUGGUCUCACUGUGGAGUCCAACCAGAGCAUCUUAGAAGACCUGCUGGGUCAGACAGAGAACAGUCCAGAAACCAUCCAGAGAAUCAUCACCAACCUGAAGAAGAUGGACACUGAUAGAAUCUCUCCUGGCAGAAGCAUCAACAUCUUCUACUGUCUGGUGGAGAUGAACGACGUCUCAUUUUAUCAGGAGAUCCAACGGCUGCUGGAUUCAGGGAAGGAGCUCUCAGUGACUGACUGUUCAGCUCUGGCCUUCAUGCUGCAGGUGUCAGAGGUUCUGGAUGAGUUGGACCUGGAGAAGUACAACACAUCAGAAUCAGGACGACGGAGACUGGUUCCAGCUGUGAGGAACUGCAGAAAGGCUCGACUUGGUGGCUGUUUGAUCCAAAAGGCUGAAUGUGAAGUUUUGGCCUCGGCUCUGAAGUCCAACCCAGAUCUGACUGAACUGGAAAUAAAUCAGAUCUACAUAUUUAAAGGUGGUGGAGACGCUGAUCUGAAGCCUCUGGUUGAGAUCCUGGAGAGUUCAGUCAGUAAAGUGAAGAUUCUGGGGUUGAUGUGCAGUUUAUCAAAGACCAGCUGGACUUCUCUGUUCUCAGCUCUGAAGUCCAACCCAACCCAUCUGACAGGACUGGGCCUGAGCGUCACCAACCUGGGAGAUUCUGGAGUGAAGGAGCUCUGUGGUUUUCUACAGACUGAAGGCUGCAGACUGGAGACAUUGAAAUUGUUUGACUGCAGGUUGUCAAAGAUCAGCUGUGAUUAUUUGGCCUCAACUCUGAAGUCCAACCCGACCCGUCUGACAGAACUGGACCUGAGAAGAAACAACCUGAAGGAUUCAGAUGUUCAGCAGCUGAAGGAUCUUGUAAAGACUGUAAAGUUCUGAUCUCAGUAAAGUAGAAAAUGGUCUCUGUGUCCUGC
This is a messenger RNA of Xiphophorus maculatus (southern platyfish), 5570 nucleotides long. Its product is annotated as NACHT, LRR and PYD domains-containing protein 3-like. The coding region runs from base 2155 to 5535 and encodes 1126 amino acids. The record is from RefSeq and is a predicted model, not a curated record. Lineage: Eukaryota; Metazoa; Chordata; Actinopteri; Cyprinodontiformes; Poeciliidae. The transcript has 12 exons.